Messenger RNA from Ochlerotatus camptorhynchus, 603 nucleotides. It is a transcript of the gene PIG-H, whose product is annotated as Phosphatidylinositol glycan anchor biosynthesis class H. The coding region runs from base 42 to 590 and encodes 182 amino acids. The record is from RefSeq and is a predicted model, not a curated record. Gene Ontology annotation, biological process: GPI anchor biosynthetic process. Gene Ontology annotation, cellular component: glycosylphosphatidylinositol-N-acetylglucosaminyltransferase (GPI-GnT) complex. NCBI's taxonomy places the organism in Eukaryota, Metazoa, Arthropoda, Insecta, Diptera, Culicidae. The transcript is spliced from 4 exons.
UUCCAUGUCAAUGUCCACACCCAUCGGUUAAAUUUUCGAUAAUGGGUACAUACUGGACAAACUGUGGUACGAAGAUUAACGCUAGGAUAAUUCAAAAGUCACCGAACGUGCUAAAUUUAUCGAUCGACAACAUCGAACUAAAUCGAGAGAGACUGCUGCGUUUGAAGCUUGCUGCGGCGGUACUUUUCCUCUAUGCGUUUGCAAUUCUAGUCGCCGGAAAUGGUAGAACCGUACUGUGGCUUCAUGGUUCUUUCGGCAUCGUUCUGUUGAUAGUAGGUUUCAGCUACACCCGGAUAGUCAAGAAUGAAAAUCUAGUUUUAGUUAAAGAUUUUGCGCUACAGUAUUCGACCAACUUCAUUGGGGGAUCAACUAAAAAUGUACUAAUUCCCAUCAAACACAUCCACGAUGUAGUAAUUAACGAGGCAUUCCAUAAUCUCAAAGUCGUCUACAUCCUCACUGUUUUAACCAAAGGAAAUCUCUUUAAACACAGGCCUGCAAUCACCUUGCUCAAUCAACUUAACCCGCGGGUGGACUGUUUGGAAAUGAUUUACAAUGAGUUGCACACAAUUUUAGAUUUAGAAAAUGACUGAAAAUAUAAACUAA